AUGUAUGGAUUCAAACCCGAAAAAACGACCUAGUAUACGAUACGUUAAUGCUUUGAUUACUUUCUGGAUUGAAGAAAUAGAAAACUCCGAUGAUGAAACAAACAAUUUUAGAAGCCAUAAGGUUAAACCUAACAUUGAACCAUUAAAAUAUCCGGAUAAUAUCUAUAUUA
Molecule: messenger RNA, 170 nt
Organism: Racocetra persica
Lineage: Eukaryota; Fungi; Glomeromycota; Glomeromycetes; Diversisporales; Gigasporaceae
Source: the annotation of a GenBank genome assembly